Messenger RNA from Cheilinus undulatus (humphead wrasse), 2353 nucleotides. RefSeq names its product gastrula zinc finger protein XlCGF57.1-like. NCBI's taxonomy places the organism in Eukaryota, Metazoa, Chordata, Actinopteri, Labriformes, Labridae. Gene Ontology annotation, molecular function: DNA-binding transcription factor activity; RNA polymerase II cis-regulatory region sequence-specific DNA binding. The record is from RefSeq and is a predicted model, not a curated record. The coding region runs from base 1 to 1743 and encodes 580 amino acids. Gene Ontology annotation, biological process: regulation of transcription by RNA polymerase II. The transcript has 5 exons.
AUGGCAAACGCCCCACAGCUACAUGUGUGUAAGGAGGAGGAGAUUGUGGCUGAGCAGGAGCUCUGUCACCGGGAGAGGAAGUCCAGUCUGGCCCAGGAGGAGCCAGAGCCUCCACAGAUUAAAGAGGAGCAAGAGGGAGAGCAGUUCAUAAAGGAGGAGACUGACAUGUGGAUGUUGACUCCUACGAAGGAGGAAAGUGAGCACAGAGAAGCAGAUGGACAACAUGGACUCCAGCUCCUUUGUCACAACUCUCAUGUUGCUAAGAAUCAAGAUCCCACAGAGAAAAAGCUGAAAGACUCAGAAAUAACUGGAAAAUCAAAACCUAGACAAGAGAGAGACAGAAAUCACACAGGUGAGAGUCGUCACUCUUGUAAUACCUGUGGAAAAGGAUUUUCGUCUACAUCGCAUUUAAAAAGCCAUAUGAAGACUCACACAGAUGCCCCACAGCAACAUGUGUGUAAGGAGGAAGAGACUGUGGCUGAGCAGGAGCUCUGUCACCAGGAGAGGAAGUCCAGUCUGGCCCAGGAGGAGCCAGAGCCUCCACAGAUUAAAGAGGAGGAAGAGGGAGAGCAGUUCAUAAAGGAGGAGACUGACACGUGGAUGUUGACUCCUACGAAGGAUGAAAGUGAGCACAGAGAAGCAGAUGGACAACAUGAACUCCAGCUCCUUCCUCACAACUCUCAUGUUGCUAAGAAUCAAGAUCCCACAGAGAAAAAGCUGAAAGUCUCAGAAAUAACUAGAAAAUCAAAACCUAGACAAGAGAAGGACAGGAAACACAGAGGUGAGAGUCAUCACUCUUGUAACACCUGUGAAGAAGGAUUCUUGUCUACAUCGCAUUUGAAAAGCCAUAUGAAGACUCACACAGGUGAGAAGCCUUUCUCCUGCACCACCUGUGGAAAAAGAUUCGGACAUAAAUCAUAUUUGAAUGAUCACAUUCUUACUCACACAGGUACAAAGCCAUACAUCUGUGGUACCUGUGGGAAGUCAUUCACCAAGAAAGGUCAUUUUGAUGCUCACUUUAACAUCCAUACAGGUGAAAAACCACAUACCUGCACCAUGUGCAACAAAUCUUUCAGACAUAGGAGUACCUUGACAACCCACAUGAGAACACACACAGGUGAGAAGCCUUUCUCCUGCAGCACCUGUGGAAAAAGAUUCAGGCAUAAAUCAAAUUUGAAUAAUCACAUUCUUAUUCACACUGGUGAGAAGCCAUACACCUGUGGUACCUGUGGGACAUCAUUCACCAAGAAAUGUACUUUGGAUAGGCACUUAAACAUCCACACAGGUGAAAAACCACAUACCUGCACCAUGUGCAACAAAUCUUUUACACGUCUUAGUAAUUUGAGAGUCCACAUGGGAACACACACAGGUACAAAGCCAUACACAUGUGGUACCUGUGGGAAAUCAUUUACUCAGAAACAAAGUUUGGAAGACCACAUGAGAACACACACAGAUGAGAAGCCUUUCUCCUGUACCACCUGUGGAAAAAGAUUCAAGCAUAAAUCAAAAUUGAAUAUUCACUUUUUUGCUCACACAGGUACAAAGCUGUACACAUGUGGUACCUGUGGGAAAUCAUUUACCCAAAAACAAAGUUUGGCUAGGCAUUUAGACAUCCAUACAGGUGAGAAGCCUUUCUCCUGCAGCACCUGUGGAAAAAGAUUCAGGCGUAAAUCAUAUUUGAAUAUUCACAUCCUUACUCACACAGGUACAAAGCCAUACACCUCUGAUACCUGUGGGAAGUAAUUUACUUUGAAAAUUUCCUUUCGAUAGUCACUUUAAGAUUCAUACUGACAAUAAUGCGUAAACCUCCUAAACAUGUUGCGGGUCUCUCAGAACUGGUUGAUGGUUCAUGAGAGAAGAACUGACACUGCUAAGAAUCUUACCUUUGGCAUCUGAGAUCUGCUAGGAAAGGGACUUCGUCUCCUACUUUUUCGUGACUAGUUUUGGGUCAUGUUACUGUUAAAGUUACUUGUUACUUGCAUUGACGUCCCCCGGUUCUUCACGUCAUUGUCAAUACUUCCCCACUCUCCACUUUUGCCGUGCAUGUGGAGCCAGGAUCUUGUAACAUGACAGAAAAUUCUCCUACUGAUAAAACUGCCAUAAAUGCCAGAUUCAAGAACAGCCAUGAAACUAUUUCUCCUGUCAACGCCAUAAAUCACACCAGGCACAGGGACAUCACAAACAGCUCUCUACUAGGGGUGGGAAUCACAAGGUACUUCACAAUACAAUACAAUGCAUGAUACAUGGUCCACGAUACAGAUAUCAUCAUAAUACCGUGAUAAUCAAUAUACUGCAAGAAAAUCCCAAAAUAUGUCUAACUAGAGCAGUGGUUCCCAACCUUUUCCAACUCAGG